Messenger RNA from Candoia aspera, 2911 nucleotides. Its product is annotated as zinc finger protein 709-like. Lineage: Eukaryota; Metazoa; Chordata; Lepidosauria; Squamata; Candoiidae. The coding region runs from base 116 to 1645 and encodes 509 amino acids. Gene Ontology annotation, molecular function: DNA-binding transcription activator activity, RNA polymerase II-specific; RNA polymerase II cis-regulatory region sequence-specific DNA binding. The record is from RefSeq and is a predicted model, not a curated record. Gene Ontology annotation, biological process: regulation of transcription by RNA polymerase II. Gene Ontology annotation, cellular component: nucleus. The transcript is spliced from 4 exons.
GGAUUUACUGGGAACAGGGACUGAUUUAUCCUGAAGCAAAAAAAGGGAUCCAGCAGAUAACAGACAGAAGCUCAAAGAGGAAGAAAGAUCUGCCUUCCCACAGGGCAAUAGAGUGAUGCUGGAAAUGCCUACUCAGCCACCUGUCCUUUUCAAUGGAGGGAAAACAGCUGUUGUGCAACUGGAUUGGAGGCUGUUCACGUUGGGGGAGGUGGCUGUGCAUUUCACCGAGGAAGAGUGGGCACUGCUGGAUCCUGACCAGAAAGGUCUUCACAGAGAAGUCAUGGAGGAGAUCAGUGAAAUUUUGGCCUCUCUUGAAGGUGAUGGAAGAGAAAUCAAGGAUGACGGGGAGCCACCCACCAAUCAAACCUUUAAAUGCUUAAUAUGUGGAAACAGCUUCAGUCAGAAGGCAGAACUGAACAGACAUCAAAUAACCCACAUAGGGAAGAGACCAUACAAAUGCUUGGAAUGUGGAAAGUGCUUCAAUCGGAACGGAAACCUUGCUAUACAUCAAAGAACUCACACAGGAGAGAGACCAUAUAAAUGUGUGGAAUGUGGAAAGUGCUUCAGCUCCAAAACUCACCUAAACACCCAUCAAAGGACUCACACGGGGGAGAGGCCGUAUAAAUGCAUAGAGUGCGGGAAAUGUUUCAGUUCGAAAUCACAUCUGACUACCCAUCAAAGAACUCAUACAGGGGAGAAACCGUACAAAUGCUUGGAGUGUGUGAAGUCCUUCAUUUCAAACUCGCAGCUAACAAGGCAUCAGAGAACUCACGUACAGGAUGGACCACAUCAGUGCCUGGAAUGUGGGAAGUAUUUCAGUUCAAAGCCACACCUAAGGAGGCAUCAAAGAGCUCGUGCCGGAGGGGCGCCGCAUGCCUGCCUAGAGUGUGGGAAAAGCUUCCUUUGCAAUUCCGCCCUCAUGGUGCAUAAAAGGAAUCACACGCGGGAGAAACCCCAUAAAUGCUUAGAGUGCGGGAAGUGCUUUGCUUGCAAUACAGAACUGAGCAUCCACGAGAGAACUCACACAGGAGAGAGACCCUAUAAAUGCUUGGAGUGCGGAAAGUCUUUCAGCUCAAAGGCAAACUUAAAUUCCCAUGAAAGGAUUCACACAGGGGAGAAACCCUAUAAGUGCUUGGAGUGUGGAAAGUCUUUCAAUUCCAACACGCACCUCAGAAUACAUCGGAGGACUCACACGGGGGAGAGACCCUACCAGUGCUCCGAGUGUGGAAGGAGCUUCACUGUGAGCAGCUCCCUGACUUCUCAUUACAGGAUCCACACGGGGGAGAAACCCUACGAAUGCUUAGAGUGUGGGAAAUGCUUUGCUCACAGUUCUGAACUUCUCACACACACAAAGAUUCACAGGGGAGAGAAGCCACACAAGUGCUCAGAAUGUGGGAAGGGCUUCAUCACACGGACAAACCUGAACACGCACAAACGAACUCACACAGGAGAGAGACCUUUCAAAUGCUUGGAGUGUGGAAAGUGCUUCAUCACAAAGGCAAAUCUCAGGACCCAUAAAAGAAUCCACACAGGGGAAAGACCGUUUGAAUGCGUGGAAUGUGGGAAGAGUUUCAGUCAGAGGAUAAAUCUCAUUUCUCAUCAGAAAACUCACACAGGACAAAUCGUAGAAAUGCUAAAAUGCUAAAAAGACUUUUUUUAAAGGCAGAACUUCCAAAGCCACAUUAGCCAAACUCCAUCCACCCUCAAGUGAUGCCUGAUUCUAUCAGAAGCAAAAAAAGAAAAACACUUUUCUCAUGCAUGGGAAGUUAUUCUGAGAAUGCAUUAAUAUGGGGGAGGGAGUAGCAAAAUCCAGAAAAAUGGCCAUAUAUACUGUAUGUUUGACCAUAUUCUGUAUGUUGUGCAAGGAAAAAAGUCCCAUUCUUCCUGGAAUUGGAGAUGAUUUCCUGUUUAGAAACAAAUUCAUUUAUUUAUCAUAUUUUUAUCACCGCCCAUCUCCCCCACAUGGGGGACGCGUGUUGACAAAUGCACGUCAACAGAUAAAUUGGCUUGUAAGCCAUGUACAGAUUAGAAAUGGAGAACAUAUUCCAACAUCUGUGCAUCAUGACAGUCUAAAGCAGCCUUGAGUAUAUCACUGCAAACUUUAAACCUCUUGGUUGCACAUGUAAUAACUUGGGGGCCGCAGUAGUUUUGUAGUUUUUCAGUAGAUUGUUGAACACUGUUAUAAAACUAAACUCCCCCUCAAAUGAUACAUGAUCCUCUAAGUAGAAGCAAAAACUUCUCUGUUGUACUAAGUGAGGCAUAUCUAAGUUGGAAAUGUCAUAGGUGGAAAAAAUUAAUUUGAGAUAACAGAAGAAAAAUAUGUAAGCAUAGAAAUACUAUUAAUAAAAUAAGACCAAUAAUAUUCUGCUCGUACUUCUCAUCAUGGCCAGCAAAUUUUAAAAUGUCUUUGGAAGGCAUGCAGAUGCAGAGUUGGCUUAAAGAAAGCUCCUCCCUCAAAUGGUAUCGUAAGAAAAUUGUCAUGGAUUAUCCAUUAUCCUAGAGUUUAGGACAUGGGGUGGGAAUGCAGAGUCUGGUUGAAUAUUUAAAAAAGCCUUUUUAUAAGUAACAGCAGCUUAAAUGACUCGGUACUACAUAGUUUCUAGACUGCUUUGAAUAGCAUCUAAAUUCCUGUAGCAGGUUCAUUUGGUCAGCUAAAUGUGUAAGAAUUGAUUUAUUGAAGUUAAUACAUAGUUUCUACUCAGAACAGUCAAGUGAAAAGCUUUGAAUUGAUCCUUCACUUUUACUAAUAGUAAAACAGAGAAAAUAUCCAUAUUAAAAAUGUAUUUAUUCAACUGCUAGAAGGUUUUAAAAAUUGUCUACCAGCAUUUUCAAUUCUCAUAGAAGACUUCAUCAGACAAGGUGGCUGAAAAUAAUGGAGAAAAGCUGAGUGAUGAUGGUGGAGGAAAAUUGA